Messenger RNA from Colletotrichum scovillei, 1729 nucleotides. RefSeq lists its product as uncharacterized. Bases 551 to 1729 code for a protein of 392 amino acids. The record is from RefSeq and is a predicted model, not a curated record. Gene Ontology annotation, molecular function: oxidoreductase activity. Lineage: Eukaryota; Fungi; Ascomycota; Sordariomycetes; Glomerellales; Glomerellaceae. The transcript has 4 exons.
UCCGGCUGAAGAGUUCCAGGUAAGUAAAGUCACCUCGGAAUGUUGUCCUUUAUCUUUUUCUGCAAUCCCAUGUUCCAUCCUCCAGGCAGCCCGUUGAUCGAGUGUCGACCUCAGACUCCACCAUGUCAAGAAGCGGGCUUAAACCCAAGGAGCAGGGGUCAAUAACGAGGACGGCUUACCUAGUUCAGAUAUCAACACCGAAGUGCCGAGAAAACGAGCCUUUCCGUAGGCCUUCCAACAUCCACAUGCAAGUUGUUGACCAACACAUGAGUAACUCUACGAAUCUGGUCAAUUGUGGCGAUUAAUACGCUCGCCAAGUCGACUGGUAUUAAUAUGUUGAAAUUACAUUCGGCAGUGAUGGACAUGCUUCACCGGUGGGAGCAUGGUCUCGGUGUAUAUAGAAGCCGCCCACAUUCUCGAAUGCCACGUUUCUCUGUUCCUUUUGCUCACCUACCUCGCUCCGCUGCCCUUGCAGAUCCCUUCCCCCUCCUAACGCGGAAGCUUGCGUCUGGAACCCCCUUUCAUCAAAAGCAGACUUUAGCCGAUUACGAUGCUUCCCGUCAAGAUCACAGCCGUCCUAAGCUUGGCGGUCGUCGCUUGUGGCGCCCCCCUCGACACCCCUCUCGAGGCUCGUGACGCCGGAGAUGUGCUCGCAGACCUGCAAGCCCAAGCCAUGGAGAAUUUGAAGGCGGCUGAAGCAAAUGGGACCAUUUCCAAGCGUGGGUGCAACCUCUUCAACGCCAGUGUUCGCAGGGAUUGGGCUGCUUUCUCUACCACGGAGCGCAAGGAGUACAUCAGUGCCGUCCAGUGCAUGUUGACGUCUCCUUCCAAGUCCGACCCUUCCUUCGCACCAGGAGCCCGCAACCGAUAUGACGACUUCGUUGCCGUCCAUAUCAACCAGACUCGGACCAUUCAUGGUACGGGCAACUUCUUGACAUGGCAUAGGUACUUUACUUGGGCGUAUGAGAAUGCUCUAAAGACCGAGUGUGGUUAUAAGGGGGCCCAGCCCUACUGGAACUGGUUCGCUCACACCGAUGAUCCGCGCAAGUCACCAGUCUACGAUGGGAGUGAUACCAGUCUAAGUGGUGAUGGUGCCUACAUUGCUCACAAUGGCAGCGUGAGUGCUUCGCCAUAUGGCGAGAUCGCAGUACCAUCUGGCAAUGGCGGCGGUUGUGUAACGAGCGGUCCUCUCGUGAACAUGACCGUCAACCUUGGUCCAGUAUCUCCCGGCAUGGAUGGCAUGGACCCCAACCCCAAUGGCCCCAUGGAGUACAACCCACGUUGCCUGCGCCGCGACUUGAGCUCAUACGCAGCGUCUACUUGGUUGACGACCCCUAACCUGCUUAACGUCACCGUUGGUCAAGCUUCCAAGAAUAUCUCAACAUUCCAGAAUGAGCUUCAGGGUCGCUUCUGGGAUGGCUUCCUGGGCAUGCACGCUUCAGGCCAUUUCGUCGCAAAUGGAGAUGCUAGUGAUCUCUACUCCUCCCCGACCGAUCCGACCUUCUUCCUCCAUCAUGCCAUGGUUGACCGUGUUUACUGGAUUUGGCAAGCCCUCCACCUCUGGGAGGCUUUUGAGAUUGCUGGUACCAUCACGAUUCUCAACCUGCCACCGAGCCGUGACGCGACGAAGGAGGACAUAGUUGAGAUGGGCGUUUUGGCGCAAGAUCGCCCUAUCAAAGAGCUGCUGAACACUGUCGACGACACUCCGUUCUGCUACAUCUAUCUAUGA